CACACAGAGAGAGAGAGAGAGAGAGAGAGAGAGAGAGAGAGAGAGAGAGAGAGAGAGAGAGAGAGAGAGAACGCUAAAUAAUGCCUAGUGUUUUAACUGCUGUAUAAAAUCACUGUCAAGAGUUUUCCCUUUGUCAUAAUCAGUUAAAAUAUUUAGAUAUUUUUUUCAAAAUAUUACAUUUAUUUAUUUAUUUGAGCAAAGAAAAUGUACUUUACAGUUGUUAGUGCAUUUUACCUCAGCAAACAGGGCCAAAAGAUGGCUUGAAACGGUUUAAUUAUAAGUUUUAUUUUGCAUACUUUUAUGCUUAGGCAAUUUAUACUAGAUAGAGAGCUAGAUGACGAGACUGCAGUCGAGAUGGAGGGAAGUUUUCAACAGGAGGAUUUCCGACGCCAUUGUGACGUCAGCAGCGCCUCUUUAUUCACCGCCGACCGCAGCAGCCGCAACAAAUGAACAUCCCUGGAUCAUUUAAUACUUUUGUAACUGCGUUGAAACUUCGAGCAUGCGUUUCCGGAAAGCGUUUUUGUUGCGCGAAAGCGUGAGAAAACAAACUCGGCAUCUUGCAGGAUGUGAGAAAGUUUUGGGAUUAAAGUUAGUCGUCGCAGACUAACAAAGCCAGUCGGAGAAAGUUACCAGUGCUGGACUACAGCAGGAUAUCGCCUGGCCUGGAAAACUGAUUGUCAACAUGUCUAUCCAGUCCUGGGUAACCAGCAGCCUCCCAUAAUGAACAACUCUAAGAAUGGGACAGCGGUGGCCAACUCCACUAACAGCCUGUAUGAUGACGGGCUUGUGGUCCUGGAGUCCGUCUCUAUCAUCAUCAUAGCCAUACUGGCAUGUCUGGGGAAUCUGGUCAUUGUGGUGACCCUAUAUAAGAAGCCCUAUUUACUCACACCCAGUAACAAGUUUGUCUUCAGCCUGACUUUGUCCAAUUUGCUGCUCUCGGUCCUAACGCUUCCCUUCGUUACGGCCAGCUCGGUGCGUCGAGAUUGGAUGUUUGGAGUGGUGUGGUGUAACUUCACAGCACUUCUCCAUCUACUCGUAAGCUCAUCCAGCAUGCUUACACUGGGAGCCAUUGCCAUUGACAGGUACUACGCUGUUUUAUAUCCCAUGAUCUACCCCAUGAAAAUCACAGGAAAUCGAGCUGUGGUCGCCAUCGUUUAUGUGUGGCUUCACUCCCUGGUUGGAUGCCUGCCCCCACUUUUCGGUUGGUCCGCUUUUGAGUUUGACCGCUUCAAGUGGACCUGUACAGUGGCUUGGCACAAAGAGAUCAGCUAUACUGCCUUCUGGGUUACGUGGUGCUGCCUUCUGCCACUGGCGGCCAUGCUGAUCUGCUAUGGCGUCAUCUUCCGCGUGGCCCGCAUCAAAGCUCGCAAGGUUUACUGCGGAAGUGUGGUGGUGCCUCAAGAGGAGUCCAGUUCUCAGAAAAAUGGUCGCAAGAACUCCAAUACUUCCACAUCUUCUAGUGGAAGCCGCAGGAGCCUGGUCUACUCUGGGAGCCAAUGCAAGGCUUUCGUCACCAUUCUGGUGGUUCUGGGGACGUUUCUGACCACUUGGGGUCCAUAUGUAGUAGUUAUCAGCACUGAAGCACUGUGGGGUAAAGAAAGUGUUUCUUCACAAAUGGAGACGCUGGUCUCCUGGCUGUCCUUCACAAGUGCUGUGUGUCAUCCUCUUAUUUAUGGGCUGUGGAAUAAGACAGUACGCAAGGAGCUGUUGGGUAUGUGUUUUGGCGACCGCUACUACAGAGAGUCUUUUGUUAUACGGCACCGUACAUCUCGUCUCUUUAGCAUCUCCAACCGGAUAACUGAUUUGGGAAUGUCUCCUCAUCUGACGGCCAUGCUAGUGGGUGGUGGGCAGCUCCUGGGCCGUGGAAGUAGCACGGGAGAUACUGGCUUCAGCUACACCCAGGACUCAGCUACAGACGUCAUGCUGUUGGACAACUACACCUCGGAGCCCUCCCACUCAGCCCACUGUGCUGCCAAUAAGAGGAGAAGUUCUGUCACAUUCGAGGACCAAGUGGAUCAGAUUCCUAAAGGUGACCCCUCGAUAGUCCAAGUGACGGCAGACAUCCAUAAGUCUUUGGACAGCUUUGCGUCGUCUCUGGCUAAGGCUAUAGAGAACGAUGCCAAGCUUCAACUCUUUGGCGAAUGGACUCAAAUUCCAACAAGUCUGUUCACAGUGCGAAACACACAGAGAGCUCCCCGUUACCUGGAUGGACAGAGACUCAGGAUGGAAAGCAUAGAUGAAGGAAUAGUUAAAGAUGAUGACGAGGACGACAAUGAAGAGGAUGAAGAAAAAAUAGGUGACACUUCCAUGUAGUUCUUUGUCUCGGUAGAUGGACCAGAUCGUGUAAUCUGCAGCUUUUGAGCUUAUUUAGGUACAAGGAACACACAAGAUAAAUGUUUACAGAUUUACGGUGAUUUAUGUGUCAUUUACAUACAAGGUAAAGAACGUAUACUUGAUGAUAUUAGAUAGCAACUGCUGCUACUUGCCUCGGUGAGGCCAAAGACCUAUAAUGAUGGCUGUACCUGCAAGUCAUCAGGUAUUAGAUCUGUUACUCACCAGAAUAAGUUAUGUUUUUGUAACAUAAAAGGUAUUGUAAGAUGAUGUUCAGCGCUCAUAUUUUGUCAGGUAUUUUGCCUGUGUUGGGUAUUUGUGUGUAUUAUGUUUACUCCUUUCUUAUAAAGAAACUGUAACCACUCUGUUUUAUACGUCCUAAGUUUUUGUAAGAAUGAUUAUCCUACAGCUCCUCUCCACUGCUUUAAGUUCAGGUUCCAUUAAUAUAUUCUAUUAUUAUUAGUGCCACCAGGUUUAUAGAACAUAUACCAAAUUUUUUGUGGGUUUAUAGUGAUUGUGGCCAAAAAAAACAAACAAACCUUAUGCCAUUUAAUUAACGUCGGGUUAAUAAGUACGAGAGAUGCCGGACAUGCUGUUUUAUCUAUAAUUUUGUGUGGAAAUUCUGAAACGUUUUGACUGAAUGUAAUGGUGCAGGAAAACAAAUGCAUUGUCAUUACUAAAGUCACUGGUACAAUUGCACUUGAAGAUUUUACGUUUGAUCAGUGAGUUCUCGCAUCUGUUUUUGUUCCAACUAUGAAAAUUUGCUCAGUAAUCAU
Molecule: messenger RNA, 3107 nt
Organism: Puntigrus tetrazona (Sumatra barb)
Lineage: Eukaryota; Metazoa; Chordata; Actinopteri; Cypriniformes; Cyprinidae
Gene: gpr161b
Product: G protein-coupled receptor 161a
Exons: 6
Coding region: 721-2313 (530 amino acids)
Biological process (GO): G protein-coupled receptor signaling pathway
Cellular component (GO): recycling endosome; membrane
Molecular function (GO): G protein-coupled receptor activity
Source: RefSeq, a predicted model, not a curated record